This is a messenger RNA of Glarea lozoyensis ATCC 20868, 4581 nucleotides long. Its product is annotated as P-loop containing nucleoside triphosphate hydrolase. Gene Ontology annotation, molecular function: DNA binding; ATP hydrolysis activity; chromatin binding. The transcript is spliced from 6 exons. Gene Ontology annotation, biological process: regulation of transcription by RNA polymerase II; nucleosome organization. The coding region runs from base 1 to 4581 and encodes 1526 amino acids. The record is from RefSeq and is a predicted model, not a curated record. Gene Ontology annotation, cellular component: nucleus; chromatin. NCBI's taxonomy places the organism in Eukaryota, Fungi, Ascomycota, Leotiomycetes, Helotiales, Helotiaceae.
AUGGCUUCCCCACCAUCGACGACAACAUUAACAGACGCGAAUCCCUUGCUAUCUCUUUCCAAUGGGGACAAUGGCAACUUGUCUGCAAACGAUAACGAAGACGCACCUUAUGACAGUGAAUCCGACCUCUCCGAGGUAGCCGUACCCAUCGUCGACGAACCCUCACCGGCGACCUCAGCAAAUCACCAAUCCGAAUUUGGUGCACGAGAUACAGAAGCUUCAGAGUCUUCAGAUGCUGAUGCACAAGGCGAAUCCGAUGAUGCAGAUUUUGAUAUGGAAGACAGCCCUGCUGCUGUAGUUACGAACAGUGCGCGAGAGGAGCGCUCAACAUCAACAGACUCUCGCCGUCCUGCCAAGCGGAAAGUACCUGUUGUCGACCAGCACAUGCUAGCGAACCCUGAGCUUUUUCUUCUGCGUAGAAGCGGUCGAGAAGUCCAACAUCGCCCAAUUAUUGAAUCCGACGACGAUAACGAUUCCGAUUCCGACGUUGUUUCGGCCCGUCGCCCGAAGCGGAGGAAGCAAGAACGUUCGCGACCUGUCUCCAAAAGAAAUACGCCUGCGUUGCCUUCGGGCUCUGCUUCCGAAUCCGACAGCGACAACUACGGAGGCGCAAGAGCAAAGAAAUCGAAAAAGAAUCGUCGCCAGGUAAACGAUUCUGCCGGCGAAGCAGUCGUUCGAUGGAGUAGCCGUAGAGCCGCUCAAGUCACUGCUGGGGCAUACCAAGAAAGUGAUGCUGAUAUGGACGAUGAAUCUGAAAUGAUGACUCCGAAUCAAUGGGCAGGAGAUACCGAGGACAACACGCCGUAUGUUGACACUGUUCUGGAGCACCGUCUGAAGGAAAGUGAGAGUAUGGCCAAGGAAGAUCUUGGACGAGACGAUUUUGAGUACUACGUUAAAUGGCAGGGCAAAUCCCACUAUCAUGCGUCAUGGGAAACGACUACUACAUUGACAGGCGUGCGUGGUUUUCGUCGAGUCGAAAACUACUACAAAAAGAUCGUUCUCGACGACAUAUACAUGUCCCGUGGGGAUGAUAUCCAACCCGAGGAGAAGGAAAAAUGGAUGCUUGAUAGGGAGCGCGCCUCUGAUGCGCUGCUAGACUACACGAAGGUCGAGCGCGUUAUUGGUACCCGCGAAGGAGAGGAAGGUACCGAGUACUUUGUCAAGUGGAAAGGUCUCUAUUAUGACAGUUGUACAUGGGAAUCUGCGUCUCUGAUUAGCGAGAUCUCUCAAGAAGCUAUUGAUAGCUUCCUUGAUCGUGGUUCUCGAACUUUAUCGUCGGAUAGGCAUGAAUCCAAUCCGAAUACUCGGAGUGCUCACGUGCCUAUUAGAGAACAGCCAUCGUACAUUAUGAAUGGCCAGUUACGCGCAUUCCAGAUGACCGGCCUGAAUUUCCUGGCUUACAACUGGACGAAAAACAAGAACGUCAUCCUAGCAGACGAGAUGGGGCUCGGAAAGACGGUUCAGACAGUAGCGUUUACAAAUUGGCUGCGAAACGACAGAAACCAGCAGGGGCCGUUCCUCAUUGUCGUUCCUCUGACCACAAUCCCCGCCUGGGCUGACACGUUUGACAACUGGGCUCCUGAUCUGAACUAUGUUAUAUACAACGGCAAAGAAGCUGCACGAGCAACGAUACGUGAAUAUGAGCUUCUCAUUGACGGAAAUCCCAAGAGACCUAAAUUCAACGUCCUCUUGACAUCCUACGAAUACAUCUUAGCUGAUUCCUCGUUCCUAGCUCAAAUCAAAUGGCAAUUCAUGGCCGUGGAUGAAGCUCAUAGGUUGAAGAAUAGGGAGUCGCAGCUGUAUGUGAAGCUUCUCGACUUCAAGGCUCCUAGCCGUCUGUUGAUUACAGGCACACCAGUGCAAAAUACUCUGGGUGAACUGUCUGCUCUUAUGGAUUUUCUCAUGCCUGGCGAGCUUCAGAUUGAAGAAGACAUGGAUCUUAGCGCAGAGGCUGCCGGAGAGAAGAUCGCUGCUUUGACCAAGGACAUCGAACCGUACAUCCUCCGGCGAACGAAGCAAAAAGUCGAAAAUGAUCUGCCACCCAAGACCGAGAAGAUCAUUCGAGUCGAACUAUCUGAUGUUCAGUUAGAGUAUUACAAGAACAUCCUGACUAGAAACUAUAAAGCCCUCAACGAAGGCUCCAAAGGCCAGAAGCAAUCACUUCUCAAUAUCAUGAUGGAGCUCAAGAAAGCCAGUAACCACCCAUACAUGUUCCCGAAUGCUGAGGAUAAGAUCAUCAAGGGUAGCACUCGACGAGAUGACCAACUCAAGGGCCUCAUUGCCAGUAGUGGAAAGAUGAUGCUUCUAGACCGGCUUCUUGCGAAGCUGAAGAGAGAUGGCCACCGAGUCUUGAUAUUUAGUCAAAUGGUCAAAAUGCUUGAUAUCCUUGGCGAUUAUCUUCAACUCCGUAGCUACCAAUUCCAGCGACUCGAUGGUACAAUUGCCGCUGCUCCUCGUCGUUUAGCGAUUGAUCAUUUCAAUGCUGAAGGUAGCAAUGAUUUCUGUUUCCUGCUUUCUACGCGGGCAGGAGGCCUCGGCAUCAAUUUGAUGACAGCUGAUACGGUUAUCAUUUUUGACUCUGACUGGAAUCCACAAGCAGACUUGCAGGCCAUGGCUCGCGCUCACCGAAUUGGUCAAAAGAAACCUGUCAGCAUCUACAGACUGGUUUCCAAAGAAACUGUUGAGGAAGAAAUCCUUGAGAGGGCGAGAAAUAAGCUCAUGCUGGAAUUCGUCACCAUUCAACGUGGUGUCACGGACAAGGAAAGAAAAGAACUCCGCGAGAAAGCUUUCAAAAAGGGUGUAAUGGUCGACGACCCCAAGUCAUCCGACGACAUCUCCAGAAUCCUCAAGAAGCGGGGACAGAAGAUGUUCAGCGAUCAAUCUGGCAAUCAAAAGAAGCUUGAGGAACUAGAUAUUGAUGCAGUACUUGAAGACGCCGAAGAGCACAACACUGAGGUCCCAGAAGGAAUGGUCGCUGAUGGUGGUGAAGACUUCUUGAAGAGUUUUGAGUACACUGACGUCAAGAUUGAUAACUUGGAAUGGGAUGACAUUAUCCCCAAAGAUCAACUGGAAGCCAUCAAAAAAGAAGAGGAAGAGCGAGCUGAACAGGAAUUCUUGCAGAAUGCUAUCGAUCAAAGCAAACCUCGAAAAGCGGCAAUGAAAAACACUGCAGAAUGGGAACGAGAACAGCGUCUCCAAAAGAAGCGUGAACGAGAUCAGUACCAGCAAGAGGAGGCUGACAAGGAGUCGGCCGCGCUUCUUGCCGAUCCAAAGCGAGAGCUCAAUGAGAAAGAAGCCCGCAACCUCUUCAGAGCCUUCCUGCGCUAUGGUUCACUCGAGGAACGUCAAGAAGAGCUUAUCACAGAAGCUCGUCUCGUUGGCCGUGAUGUGGAGGUUUUACGCGCUGCCAUCAAAGCAAUCACGGACGAAAGUGUUAGACUUAAAGCUGAAUACGACUUGAAAAUUGAUGAGAUUCAAAAGACGGAGAACAAGAGUCUGACCAAAAAGGACAAAAAGGCUGUUCUUUUCGAUUACCUCGGCGUUAAGAGAUUGAAUGCCGACACUAUCAUUGAUCGUCCAGUGGAAAUGAGGAUUCUUAAAAAUCUGAUCAGCAACUAUUCUGAUUACAAGAAUUUUCGAGUGACGAAUGCGCCGAAGACUGCCAACUAUUCUUGUCAAUGGGGUCCUCGAGAGGAUGGCAUGUUGCUAGUUGGGAUUCAUAGACACGGCUAUGGUGCUUGGGUUGAAAUCAGAGACGACCCCGAUCUUGGCUUGUCGGACAAACUGUUUUUGGAGGAGCAUCGAGUCGAAAAGAAGGACGAGCGCAGCAAGGGGGAGGAGAAGGCCGCCAAGUCUCCUGGUGCGGUGCAUCUCGUCCGACGAUCUGAUUACCUCUUAACGGUUUUGAAAUCGCAAGAAGGAAAUGAGGUUGCUAAACGUGCUGUUGAAAAUCAUCACCGUAACAAUAAGAAGCACGACCGCAGCGUUAAUGGCCAUCGUCGAGCUGGGGACUCGGUCUCUGCAUCACCGGCACCGGCACCUCAGUCCAAGAAGUAUGCACGGCUCCCAGAAAGCCGUGAGCGAGAUCAAGGUCGUAGCCACAGCCAAAGUUACGGACGCGGUGAGCACAGCAAACCAAAUAUGAAGCGGAAGGACAGUACUCCACAUGAGGAAAGGCAGGCGAAGCAUCAAAAGUCCGACUCGCGUCAUCAAUCAAAGUCUGCAAAUGAACAUGAUCCAAUGAUGCGAAUCGUUUUCAAGCCUGUACGAGAGAGUCUUAAAAGAAUUCAAGCCGCCACCAAAGAGCGCAUCAAGUCACAGAAGGAAAGAGCCAAUGUAAUGAAGAGCGCGCUUGUCAAGAUUGGAGAUUUUAUCGAAAGCCAACUUCGCGAUUCAUCCCCAAGCCAGGUGACUUCUCUACGGCCCCGAUUCUGGAGCUAUGUUGCAACAUUUUGGCCUCACCCGUUCCCAGAUGGUGAGCGACUCGAAGGCAUGUAUCAGAGGAUUAAGAACCCGGACAAACCACCGAGUGAAGAGCAGCCUGCUACCAACGGCGCCUCUUCAUCCGCACGUCCACAGUGA